AUGGCUUAUACAGCACUACUCAUGUUUCUGAUUUCUUGCAUUAUCUUGCUCUUGUUGAGCAGCAGCAGCAUCAGUGCCCAACCUGUUCAAUACGCCUGUAGUGGUCCUUCAGGAGUUAAUCAGACAACAAAUAGCACCACAUAUAUAACCAAUCUCAACUCCCUCCUCAAUUCUCUAUCCUCAAAUGCUACCUCUUCUGAUAUUGGAUUCUAUAACACCACAAUCGGUGAUGGUUCAGACAAGGUCUAUGGUCUCUUCCUAUGCAGAGGCGAUAUCACACACCAAGAUUGUCAAAAUUGCGUGUUGACCGCAAGUGAAGAGAUCAAACCAAUUUGUUCAAACAUGAUCACAGCAAUAUCUUGGUACGAUUAUUGUCUAAUUCGGUAUUCAAACCAAUCCAUCUUCUCAAUUUUGCAACAAGAACCAGUCACUUAUCGUUCUGGUCCAAGCGAUGUCACCAACUUGGAUAAGUAUAAUCAGACAGUAAGAGAUUUGAUGUCUGGUCUUGUGAGAGAAGCUGCCUAUGGUUCUUCUACUCCAAAAUACUAUGCAGCAGGUCAAGUGAACUACUCUACAGGGUAUAACACAGUGUAUGGCCUGGUUCAGUGUACUCCAGAUAUAACUAAGGAUGAGUGCAAUAGAUGCUUAUCUGGGAGUGUUUCUGAUAUUCCAAAGAAACACUAUCCGAAACAAGAGGGGAGAGUUCUUAAACCAAGUUGCACUCUAUGGUACCAGUUCAAUUUUGCUUUUUUCAAUCAACAAGUUCCAUCACCUCCUGCAACUCCUCCAUCCACCAACUCAACAUCCCACCAAGAUAAAAGGAGCAAUUCGACUGUAAAUGUCACCAUCGUAGUCAUUAUUGUGAUUGCUGCGACAAUUACAAUCAUAAUAAUCAUUGUCCUCUAUCUACGGUUAGGGAGGAAACAGAAUCUCAAAGUUGAAGGUACCAUUCCUUCCUUCUAUAUAUCGUGGAUUUGUGACUGGCCCAUUCAGACAAAAAGAUAUUUUCCUGAUAAAUUGAAAUUCUUGGGGUUUGAACCUUUCCAACUUCAUCCUCAUCCAUUAAAUACCAAUUAUUGA
Messenger RNA from Telopea speciosissima, 1080 nucleotides. RefSeq names its product putative cysteine-rich receptor-like protein kinase 9. The record is from RefSeq and is a predicted model, not a curated record. The transcript has 3 exons. Lineage: Eukaryota; Viridiplantae; Streptophyta; Magnoliopsida; Proteales; Proteaceae. Bases 1 to 1080 code for a protein of 359 amino acids.